Molecule: messenger RNA, 2132 nt
Organism: Physcomitrium patens
Lineage: Eukaryota; Viridiplantae; Streptophyta; Bryopsida; Funariales; Funariaceae
Biological process (GO): regulation of DNA-templated transcription; ethylene-activated signaling pathway
Molecular function (GO): DNA binding; DNA-binding transcription factor activity
Source: RefSeq, a predicted model, not a curated record
GUGGCGGGCAGACGAACGUAACUGAUUGUGAUCAUGUGUUGGCUGCAAGCACUGCCAGGAAGAAGCCGAUUAUUACACAAACUGGAUCCGCCCAGUGAUCCGCCUGACACCAGUGGUUCCUCCAGCCCUAAGUGGGCGGGGGUGCGCCCAGGUUCGGCCUCGGAGGUGUCCUUGAUGGUGUCCGCACUCACGCAAGCCGGCGUCGCAAGGCCUGAUCAGGCUUUUACCGGAUCACAGCAUCCCGAAAACAUCCCACAAGAUGCAGCAAUUACAUGUCGAAAGCGGCACCGAGAUAGUCCUACUCGGGAGCUGGUAAGCCACGCUGAAACGAGGUCUGAGCAGGCUCCAAGCAUGCUCAGCACAAAACAUAAAGUAGACGCCAGUAUGGGUAUUAAGGAACAGAAAAUAGGCGCAACAGCAUAUGUCAAUGUGACGGAGGCGAGUGCGGUGACAUGGGCUCCAGUACUUUUAGAUGCUACUGGGGAGGAAUCUGAGAGAUUUGGAACUCACAGCACCAGUCCAAGCCUCACUCAAGACACUUUUCCAAGCCAGGAUCAGGUUGGCAGGAUUUCUGAUUUCAGCAGGCCACUGCAUUUGUCCACUCCCACAAAUGAAGAUGCGCCUCGACCAUGGGGUGGCAAUUUGGAACAAUUGGAUCAAGCUGGGAUUGGGGAUGGCAGUCAUCUACAGGGAGCCAGGGAGGAGGGACCAUCAGAGACUCAAGAAUUAUCUGUCCCGCCUACGAAGAAACGAAGGUACCGCGGGGUAAGGCAGCGGCCCUGGGGGAAGUGGGCCGCCGAGAUUCGUGAUCCUCAGAAAGCAGCUAGAGUUUGGCUGGGGACCUUCAACACAGCCGAAGAGGCAGCGAUGGCUUACGACAAAGCCGCCAUUAGAUUCAGAGGGUUAAGAGCGAAGCUCAAUUUUCCCGACGGAAUCAUACCUCCCACCGCUUCUGCAGUGGGUUCCACCACUGCUUCGCAACCAGACUCUUCCUCUAUCUCAAUUUCUGCAACCACUCCUUCCACCUGCACUUCGUCCUCCUCGCAAUUCUCCGGUCAUAGUACCCAACCAGCCCCUGUGAGCAGGAGUUUUCGUAGCAUAUCCUCAGUAGCUGGAGCAUCAGUACCUUUUCAUUCCUCACCAUUAGCUUCUAUUCCAUCUCAUCAGAUGUCUAGUGUCACUGCAGCUCCAGAAGCUUAUGAACCUUAUCCUAGAUCUACUGGUUUACUACAACCUGGUGGUGGUAGUAGUGGCAGCAACCAAUCUGGUCCACAUCAGGGUUUGAGGCCCUCCCAGCAACCCCUAAUUUAUCCUCAGUGGUCACGCCCAAAAUCUAGGAGUGAUCAAAGCCUUGAUCCCGUACAGCCACAGAACUCACAAACCUCAAGGCAAUAUCCGGAACUUACAAGCCCCACCCUGAACUUGGAACACGAGGAUUUAUAUGCUGAUGAACUUCAUGACCCAAUUUUACAUUACGAUCAGUACAGGUUGGGUACCCCGUUCUCUGUAGAUUAUAGGAGAUCAAACGUGGUAUUUGAUCCGGGAGGGCAAGGCUUCCCACCAAGUCAGCCUCAAGCUUUGCCAGUCGUAAACUAUAACCUAAGCGUUAGCUCGGCUAAUCCUAGCCCUUACGUAGAAUUGUCUUAUGAUCAGAUUUUUGACCAACCUGGGGAGUUGCAAUCAACUUUUCCAGAGAUCGCUUCUCCAAGUGGACAACUACCAUUUGACUCUUUCGAAGAUGACCCAUAUCUGGGCCAGAAUUAGGUUUUCUACAGAAAAUAAAUCAGGUUUAGAAGCUUGCCAAAUUGUGGAUGUAUAAACUACGGUUCCCUUCAUUCUUUUCAAUGGUUAGCAACACCUGGAAGCCCUAAUAGUUGACUGAAGAUCUCGUCUCUUGGAUUGAGUUGCAACUAGCUCAUUCUGAUGGGUAACUGAGAAAAGAAGAGUUCAAACUUGUUUCAAGGACAACUUGAAAUCGAGAUUUGAAGGUUCAGCACUAGUAUGCAGGGCUUGUAGAUAUAUGUACAUGGAGACUUAAGCGGGCGAUCAUUUAAAAAAGGAAGAAAUGCAAGAUUGUGACAUUUGGACAACCAGCUUUCUGUCUUGUAAAGUUCAAAAUCACCAAGUUUAGA